GUGUGUCCCCGACCCUGCCAUCAGUCAACUCUUACAAACUUACUACGCACGCGCGACAGAGAGCUUGCAAUAUGGCAUUUGCUGGAUCAACGAAAUCUAAUGGAUGUAAGAAAGCAAGAAUACUGUUAAAAGACAGAAGGCAUUGUGAAUAUUCAAUGAGGAGAAUAAUCAGCAUUCGGAGGAGACGAUCGGUUCAGAGAAUAAAAUCGAAAAUCAGAGAGCUGAAAGCAGAGAUGCAAGAGAUAGGUGUGGAACAGAGGAGUAUUAGAAUGGAGCAAAAGAAGGUAAGGGAAAAGUUUGAAGAAGUUGAAUCAAAGUGCCAACAAUUACGCAGGGAGAGUAGCCUGAUAAUGCAGCAGAGUGACAAAACCAGAGUCCGUUUGGUACUUAUGCUGCAUAUCCUAAAAGCUAGAGAAGACAACGAUUUGGCCAAAGCCACUCAGCUCACCCGGGCUCUACGUGAACUUAUAGCGAACCAGAAUCAGAACCAGUGAUCUGUGAUACACCACCUUUGGGCGAGAGAGGAGCCAAUAAAUAAUGGGAUAUGUCAAAGCAGUCCUACAAAAUGAAAAAAUUGAUUCAACUAUGGUUUGCUCUUUACUGCAUUAAUAAAGAAUUUUUAAGUGUGUGUGUGUGUGUGUGUUUUUUUUCUCCCAUUUGGCCUUUUACAGCUCCCAAGUUUGUAAAAUGCAUAUUAUUAUCCACUCCAAACAGAGAAGGUGAUUUGCGUUACCCUCAGCAUCCCACGACAGAGAGUUACGGUGUGAGAUAUAGCAGGCACAAGCUAUGAAUUCUGAAUGGUUAAAUGUUAAAUUUUAAUAAAACUGAUAUUUAACCAUUCUGAAUUGAGUUCGGCUUUUUAGAAUUACAUGUAUCACAACUCAAGGAGGUUUUAGGCUUCUUAGAUUUCGGGCUAAAUUAUUUUAGUUGGUGUCAAGAGUGUUUCUUCUUAGCAAAGUAUAUCCCAAAAGUCUGGUUUCUUAAUUUGCCCAAAAUUAUGUAUUCGAAGGAAUUGUAAAUUUAUCAUUGUCAUGUACUUUUGAAUUAUUCUCUCAAUGGAUAAAUUUCCACUUGUAGA
This is a messenger RNA of Rubroshorea leprosula, 1078 nucleotides long. Lineage: Eukaryota; Viridiplantae; Streptophyta; Magnoliopsida; Malvales; Dipterocarpaceae. The record is from the annotation of a GenBank genome assembly.